Caenorhabditis angaria is the source of this 2252-nucleotide messenger RNA. The record is from the annotation of a GenBank genome assembly. NCBI's taxonomy places the organism in Eukaryota, Metazoa, Nematoda, Chromadorea, Rhabditida, Rhabditidae.
AUGGAAAAAAAAAGUAGAGAAAAGUUCCUGGUUCAAGGUUAAAACGAAGAUCAGAAGAUCAGAAAAUAGGUUGUUUGUGAUUCGGGGAAAAUCACGUAUAGUUUUGUAGAGGAACCAUGAAAAUAAGCUCUUUUCAUAGGUUUUGGGUUAAAAUUAUCGAUUUUUGAUGGAAAAUAGGUCAAAAAUAAGGGAAUUGCUCUCGCAAACUUUGAAUUUUUCAAGUUCCCGGGGUAACUUUAGGCAGGAAAUUCGAAUAUAGCCUCGAAAUUAUCGAUUUUUGAUGGAAAAUAGGUCAAAAUAAGAAAAUUGCUCAUUUUAAGCCAAAAAAUCUUUGAUAAAGCGCAAACUUUCAAUUUUUCAAAUUCCCGGGGUAAGUUUAGGCAAGAAUUUCGAAUAUAGCCUUGAAAUUAUCGAUUUUUCAUGAAAAAUAGGUAAAAAAUAAGGGAAUUGCUCAUGUUAAGCCAAAAAAUCUUUGAUAGAGCGCAAACUUUGAAUUUUUCAAGUUCCCGGGGUAAAUUUAGGCAAGAAUUUCGAAUUUUUCAAGAAAAAAGGCUCAAAAUGAGCAACAACGAAUUUUUGGAGCCCUAAAAGUUCCCCGAUUUUCCAGCCACCAUCCAACAACACUCCGACCUCCACGCUGGAAAUUAUCACCUAAUCGGAGCCGAUUUGCGUCAACUCAAAGAGCUCGAGCAAAAAUUGGAGCAAUGCCAAAUCGACGCCACAAUUCCCACCAUUUUCAUAGCAGAGUCAGUUUUUUCCCGAAUCCCCCCCAAAAAAAAAAAAAAAAUUUCCAGAUGUGUUUUGGUGUACAUGUCUGCAGAUGCCAGUGCAAAUUUGCUCGAAUUUUUUGCGCAAAAAUUCAGCGCCGCCACCGAGUUUUUGAAUUAUGAGCAAUUCCGCGCCGCCGACGCCUUCACCAAAGUUAUGGAGCAGAAUUUGGAGCAACGCGGAAUACAUUUACACGGUCUGCAAAUGUGUGAGAGUGAGGAGAAACAGGUGGAGAGGUGAGUGGAUUUUCAAAAUUUUAUUCAAAAAAAUUUCACGACCUUUUAAAUACCUGAACAAAAAUCUUUGAAAAAUCAAUAUUUUCAGUCAAAAUUUGAGCAAAAAUCAUGUAUUUUGAGCCGAAAUCCAGUUUUUUUUCAGAAAAUUUUAUAUUUUUUCAAAUUUCAAAUUCAGCCAAAAUUUUACGCGAAAAAAAAAUUUGAAAAAAAAUCAAGAAAAAUUCAAGUGUGCUCCAUUGAGAAUCUGAAAUUUUCAGUCAAAAUUUGAGCAAAAUGAUGCAUUUACCCCAGAAUUUUGUGAAUUUUAAGAGGAUUACUGUAUGCCCCUUUGAAAAUUCGAAAAUUCUGGAUUUUUUGCUCUGAAACUACGGUAGAUGUUCCUUUAAGGAUUACUGUAGGUUUUUCUAAAAAAUUUUGUGACUUUAGAUUACUGUAUGAACCUUUAAAAAUCGAGAAUUCACUAAAUUUUGUGAGGAUUACUGUAUGCCCCUUUAAAAAUUUGAAAAUUCUGGAUGUUUUGCUCUGAAACUACGGUAAUUAAGGAUUACUGUAGCUUUUUCUGAAAUUUUUGUGACUUUAGAUUACUGUAUGAACCUUUGAAAAUUCCAAAAUGUUCGAUAUUUGCUCUAAUUGUGUGGUUACUGUGUAGUGUCUGAUCUACAGUACCCCCGAGCGCCUUUGGCGCGAGUGUAGAUCAAAAUUCCGCGUAAGCGGCUCGAGCGGAGCGAGUGUAUGUCCCUUUAAACAUGGAGUACUGUAUCUACAUUAAGCUUAGGUUACUGUACUUACAGUACCUCGAGCGCCUCUGGUAAAAUUGUAAUUUUUUUCAAAAUUUAAAUUCAGAUAAAAAAAAUUUGAAAAAAAUUGAGAAUUUCAAAUUUUUUUUUAAUUUUUAAAAGAAAUUUCACGGCCUUUUAUUUAAAUCUGAAAGUUUCAGACAAAAAAAAAAUGACAUUUUGAGCCGAAAUCCAGUUUUUUUCUAAAAAUUGUAAUUUUUUCAAACUUUUAUUAAAAAAUUUUCAAAGGAAAUAUCACAGCUAAAAAUUCAUAUAAAAAGUAGAAUCUGAAAUUUUCAGAUUCAAAAAUGCCGGCUUCAAAAACGUGCAAGUCUACGACAUGAAUCGGGUCUUCAAAGAGCUUCUCGACCAAAAAGAAGCGGCGCGAAUUCAGAAAAUCGAUUUUUUGGACGAAAUGGAAUUACUCUAUCAACUAUUGGCUCAUUAUUGUAUUGUUCAUGCUGAAAAAUGA